AUGGAAGUAAUAGCGGACGAUCAAGGAGCUCCAGGUGCCCGCAGUUUUCUUGACUUUGUAGAAAAAAAUCAACACUCACUCCAUUUCCUUGAUCGCGAUCGUGCCUACCUGAUCACUGAAGUGGAUCCCACUCUAGCCAAUCAAGUAUCGUGGCCACAACGCAACGCAGAUGUCGCGGACAUGUUCCUUUUUAUGCUCAAAUCGCAUUGGAUAUCCGGUAGAUACUAUGAGGAGUACCCGGACUCGGACUUUACGGAAUUAUGGGAGGCUUCGAGAUAUAGUUCAAGUCACGCAGAAAGCGCGUGCAAUAGAGGCGGAAAUGGAAACUCCGGGUCUAUCGAAGAGCAUAUAUUUUGCCUUCAAACGACUGAGGGCUCUAAGAUUCGAGCAAAUUGGGCCAUUCUGCGUCCUAUUUCGGACUAG
This is a messenger RNA of Talaromyces stipitatus ATCC 10500, 423 nucleotides long. RefSeq lists its product as uncharacterized. Bases 1 to 423 code for a protein of 140 amino acids. The transcript is spliced from 2 exons. NCBI's taxonomy places the organism in Eukaryota, Fungi, Ascomycota, Eurotiomycetes, Eurotiales, Trichocomaceae. The record is from RefSeq and is a predicted model, not a curated record.